CUGACCUCACAGAUUCAUCAUCAACAUCUUGAGCAAUGCAGUCUCUCGAAUUGAAUCUCAUAGUCGCGGCCACGCGCAACAUGGGCAUUGGCCUCCAUGGAACAAUGCCCUGGCAAGGUCUACGCAAAGAAAUGAAGUACUUUGCGCGUGUCACAACUCGGGUGCCACCACAGGCCUCCUCAUCGUCUAUCAACGCAGUCAUCAUGGGCCGCAAAACCUGGGACUCAAUCCCCACCAAAUUCCGGCCUCUGAAAGACCGUCUCAACAUUGUCAUUUCCCGCUCCGCACCCUCAAGGCUUCCCGGAGAAUUUGAGCCCUCUGAACCCGUGAGAGUCCAAUCUCUUGAACUUGCUCUUCAAUACGCCCGUGCUCAUAGCGACGUCGGUCGAAUUUUCGUCAUCGGUGGUGCGCAGAUCUAUGACGCCGCUCUCAGACUGCCAGAAGCGCGACGGAUCCUUCUCACGAGUAUUGAGCGUGAUUUUGACUGCGAUACUUUCUUUCCUGUCGACUUGAAGGAUGGAUCGUGGGAGAGAAAGUCUAGAGAGGAGUUGCAGGAGUGGACAGGUGAAGAGAUUGAAGAGGGUGGCCAGGAAGAAGCUGGUACAAAGUAUGAGUUUCAAAUGUGGGAGAAGCAUGAUUAGUUGACCAUACAGAGAUAAUCACAACAAAAGAACAUAUAUAUGAGGUGGAAUAUCAUCAGGGAAUUAUUCAUAUACAACCGUCAUGCCUAAGAAGAUACCCUCAUCCAAUGCCCUAUUCAUACAGCCCGCCCGUUCUAUUUUUUUUUGUCAUGUAACCCAUACAUCCAUCUGAUAGUACAAAUCUUCCUUCCGCGCUCUAGUUCGCUGAAGCCUUGGCUGUCUCCUCUGUUGAUACAGGCUCCUCCUUCACCUCCUUAGCAGGAAGACCAUCCUCCUGCUGUCCACCAAGUUGCUUCUCCAAUCUCGUCCAGAACACAUCCACCGGCUUGGCCAUAAUCGCCGGUAAUUGCGCAGGAAGGUUAUUAUCCGAAACAGCCUCGAACUGCAACAGUGUCGAUCUCAUCCAGCCCACGAUAGCAAGAAGAGCUCUGGGGUCCGCAUCAGCAGAACCCUUGAACAGGUUUCGCCAGAUGGCACUUGCUAGCAUCGCAUCGCCCUUGAUGAGACCCUCGUCGUAUGCUAGCAGAAGACCGCGCCACUGAACGAAAAUGUCCUUGAGGUAUCGCUGGCGGAGGGCGCUCGAUGUGAUGUGGUGAUCGAUGUGCAUCUUCUUCUCGCACUCGAAGAAGAAGUGGUCUGUGAGCUGGUGCUGCCAGUUUUGGAAGCUCUCGCGGUCGAAGCAGCGUAUUCGGGUGUUGAUUAGGUAGAGGUGAAGCAUGGUUACGUGGGACCAGGUGCUGAAGGUUGGAGGAAGUUUAAAGGCUGUGAAAGUUAGCAUGGGACGAUUCUUUGAGGUUGUUGAGAGACGUGCUGUGAUGCCAGGGACUAUCAGGGUUCAGAGAGUGUCCAAUCUCUUCACCAUCCUCCGCAAGCUGCACCUGAUCAUCUUUUCUCUCCUUCUCAGUGAUAUGAUAAUCCGCCGCCUUCGCUGAAGCCUUGAAAAGCUGCUCCGUCGCACCCAACACACGAUACGGCUCCGCCAUAGACUUUCCGAUACCCUUGAGGAGACUUCUCGAGCUCGUGUUGCUAAAGUGUCGUCGAGUAACAACCGCAGCGGGUGGAAGGAAAUUCCUCGUCGUCGGUGCAGCGGCUCGUGAUGCGCCGGCUCGCAUUGCAGCCCGGAGGACGGUCCGGGCCUGGGUUCGACAUGUCUCGCAGGCCAUGCUCAUCGUGAGAGUAUGUUCAAUAGGGAGAUUUGGCGUGAAGGGCCUGGGCAAGGCGGGAUGAGAGGCACUUGGAGUGUUAUCGUCAUGGACCCUUGGAUCC
Molecule: messenger RNA, 1907 nt
Organism: Fusarium odoratissimum NRRL 54006
Lineage: Eukaryota; Fungi; Ascomycota; Sordariomycetes; Hypocreales; Nectriaceae
Product: dihydrofolate reductase
Exons: 2
Coding region: 36-641 (201 amino acids)
Biological process (GO): glycine biosynthetic process; dihydrofolate metabolic process; folic acid metabolic process
Cellular component (GO): mitochondrion
Molecular function (GO): NADP binding; dihydrofolate reductase activity
Source: RefSeq, a predicted model, not a curated record